CCGCUCGGUCCAGACUCCAUUUCCCGGUGUCCCUCGCGGUGCAGCGGGGUGUUAGGGGGGUUGUAGUGCGGCCGCUCUUCGGGCUGGUCCAGCUACUUCGACCGGCAGGAUGUCGGAGGUGCGGCUGCCACCGCUACGCGCCCUGGACGACUUCGUUCUGGGGUCGGCGCGUCUGGCGGCUCCGGAUCCUUACGACCGGCAGCGAUGGUGCCACCGCGUCAUCAACAACCUCCUCUACUACCAAACCAACUACCUUCUGUGCUUCGGCUUCGCACUCGCUCUGGCCGGGUACGUGCGCCCGCUGCAUACCCUCCUAAGCGCGCUGGUAGUGACGGUGACCCUUGGCGUGCUGGUGUGGGCGGCAGAGACUCAAGCAGCCGUGCGCCGCUGCCGCCGCAGCCACCCGGCCGCCUGCCUGGCCGCAGUGCUUGCCUUCGGCCUCCUUGUUCUCUGGGCCGCGGGCAGCGCUUGCACCUUCCUGCUAGGCGUCGCCGGACCUGUGCUUCUGAUUCUGGUGCACGCCUCACUGCGCCUGCGGAACCUCAAGAACAAGAUUGAGAACAAGAUUGAGAGUAUUGGUCUCAAGCGGACGCCAAUGGGGCUGCUACUGGAGGCGCUGGGACAAGAGCAGGAGGCUGGAUCGUAGGGGUCUAGGAUUUGUACCCAAGACCUGGAGAAUGCCACCCCCACCCUGGCCCUGUACCGGGACCCAGAGCCCUUUCCAAGCCCUUGAAAUAGAGGGCCCCGUCCAGUUCAGAAAGCAGGACAUCUGUGACCCUCCCCCUGAUCAGCUCCCAUUACCUAGGGGACCAGACUCUUCUUCAGCCCUGAACUUGAGGGCUUGGAUACCCGAGCAUCCAUGGCCAUCCUCAAACCCUGGACCCAGUGAUACUCCCCCACCUCCGGUCUGGGACCCACCCAUCUCCCACCCUCAGCGCCAAAGGUGGGAUCUGGGCCCAAGGCAUUCUCUUGAACCCUGGACUAAGGCUUUUCUAGACCCCCACCCCAGCUUUGAACCCAGAUCAGGGCAUUGCCAAAUCUUGAACCCAGGACCCAAGUGUUCCCAGCCCCCAUCAGGACAGAGGAUUCAGGCAUCCUGACCCUGUCGAACCCUUGGUUCCAGGUGACCCGAACCCUCUCCAGUCCCACUUGCCUCUCCAGCUCUGCCUAGUGAUUCUGCUCCUCUCUCCAACAUCCCACAGUGAUGAGGACCAAGGGGUGGGGUGGGGGUAGCCCUGACCUGGAAUGGGGCAUCUGUAUCAGUGUUAACAGCAACAAUAAAGACUGUUGCAUCUCUCAAGCCGA
This is a messenger RNA of Neofelis nebulosa (Clouded leopard), 1305 nucleotides long. It is a transcript of the gene PRAF2, whose product is annotated as PRA1 domain family member 2. The transcript is spliced from 3 exons. Lineage: Eukaryota; Metazoa; Chordata; Mammalia; Carnivora; Felidae. The coding region runs from base 110 to 646 and encodes 178 amino acids. Gene Ontology annotation, cellular component: membrane. The record is from RefSeq and is a predicted model, not a curated record.